AUGGCCUACGUACCCCAAAUCACAAAUAAGAAAGCCAAGAAGGUCAAGACAGUCAAUACCCCCAAUACCACCAUUAAGAAGACCACCAAUAGGAAGACUGCCAGGGAGAGCGCCAAUAGGAAGACCACCAAAAAGGCUCCCAAUCCUCCUGUUGAUCUCAACAAGCUUUUCCCACCCUGGGGCUCUGAAGACGCACUGAACCAGACGGCAAACAAGGAAGCUACUGAUAUCAUUCUAGCCGUGUACCAUGACAUCAAUGCUUACUGCAAUCUCGAGAGACAUGCGAGAAACAAAGUGUACGAUUCUCAAGAGACGUUCUCCAACCUGCUUGUCUUCACAGAAGGAUUUGUGGAGCGGGAAAUCGGCUACUACACGUCCUGCGUGGAAUCAUUCAAGGCGGAACACGAAUUCGUUACUGGGCUAGGGUGGAAGAUGUUUGCUAUCUGUGCCCAUGCCGAAGCAUUCCGACGGGGUAUCAAAGAAGCCGACGAUAGGACCUGGGGGUUCCUGCUCGAGAAGAUUCACGAAAACUCCGUGAGUAUUGAACUUUAUGCGCACAGCCGUACCCUGAAGUGGCGUAAUAUUCUUCAGGUCUACCAGGACAACCCCAUCCCAGGCCUGCCAGAUAUGAAACCCGAAAUCGAGACAUACAUGGUAUGGAAAGUCGACCACCCUCAUCACACGGUCAUCACGCUUGAUGGCAAGCUAAAGGAACCCACAUACAAUGGCAAGUUACAGCAACACAUCAACGAGAGUAUCUAUGAUCCCAAGAAGUGGAGUGGUCAGAAACAGGACCCGACACUUCGCAAGAAGCCCAAUGGCAGUUCAACCAACGUCGGACGCAACUGUGUUCUAUGCGGCAGCCCUGUUUCUUGUGACUGCCGCUUGACAUCUCGGGCAGGAGAACUGGUUGAGCUUAGAGAAUACACCGAGAAGGGUACUGGUGUCCGAGCGCUGGCGAGAUUCGGGCGCGGUGAUAUUCUCGAUAUCUUCAUGGGUGAGCUCCUUCCCUACCCCGCAGAGGAGGUCUAUCCUCUAACACAAAGCGACGACAAAUCGGAGUUCUCCAAUCUGUGUACAAUUUGCCCUCACCAGUUUGGCAACUGGACUCGUUAUAUCAGCCACUCGUGCCGGCCCUCGACGCAAUUCAUGACUCGCACCAUUGGAAAACAAGUUGUGUGCACAGUUGAAGCUAUUCGCGAUAUUCUGCCAUUCGAAGAGAUCACUGUUAGCUAUGGCAAUAAGUACUGGGAGUCUGCUGGCUAUAACUGCCUAUGCGGACACUGCGAUGGGCUACUGACGGAGAGCUAUGCGCGGGGGCCAUCAGGUCCGCCCUUGAUUGAGUCCACAGUUGGGGACCAUUUCGCCAAGAUUGUCGCGGAAUGCGGAGAUAGAACAGCUGUUAUCUCGAGACACCAAAAAGAUCGAGCAACGUAUGCCUCCUUGGACACAAGAAGCAAUGCCCUCGCCCGGGGGCUGGAAUCACUGGGUGUUGUGAAGGGGGAGCGGGUUGGAGUCAUGCUUGGGAACUCGAUGGAAUACGCUGUGGCAACAUACGCGUUAUUCAAACUUGGCGCCGUCUUGGUUCCGCUCAAUCCGUCUUUCAAUACUGCACAAGUGAUUGCGGCCCUAGGUCACCUAGGAUCCGGUCAUCUUCUAAUAAGUACAGAGUCCAAUCUGCCCCGAAAACAACCGCGCAGUAAUGUUCCCUUGCUCAACGACAUUGUUGAAGACCUCCACAAGUCAAACCUGGAGUCCGCAUUGGUCCCUUCUCUGAAGAACAUCAUUAUGGUCGAUAACUCUGAAGGCCGCGUGGAUAUAUCUUCCUAUAAAAGCUUGACGCCGUAUGCAUCUAUUGUGUCCCAGCUUACUGCAGACGGCCGCCCACUUCCUCCCCAGAAUCUCUCACCGGAUGAAACUGUGAAUAUCCAGUUCACGUCAGGAACCACAUCAAUGCCCAAGGCAGCAUGCCUUACCCAUCGCUCAAUUCUAAACAAUGGCUCUCAGAUUGGCGAUCGCAUGCUUCUCACGCCGAAUGAUAUUGUCUGUUGCCCACCACCGCUGUUCCAUUGCUUCGGCGGUAUAUUAGGCUAUAUGGCAACAGCAACCCACGGCUCAGCCAUCGUCUUCCCCAGUGAAUCUUUCAAUGCUCGGGCUGCACUAGAAGCUGUUCAAGAGGAGAAAUGCACCGCGCUGCACGGUGUACCGACAAUGUUCCUCGAGGAGUUGAGCAUGAUCGAGAUGGGAGAAAUCUCCAAGGAGGGAUUCCAGUAUCUUCGCACGGGAAUCGCUGCUGGAAGCAGUAUUCCUUCUGAGAUCAUGAAAAAACUACACAAGGUAUUGAACCUGACCGAAUUGACGAUUUGUUAUGGAAUGACGGAAACAAGCCCCGUCUCGGCUAUGACAACGACGGAUGAUCCCAUCGAUAAGCGGAUCUACUCUGUCGGAAAACUCAUGCCACAUGUCGAGGCAAAGAUUGUGGAACCGAUGGACAAGAAAGAGAUUCUCCCCAUAGAGACACGGGGUGAGUUGGCAGUAAGCGGGUACCUGCUGAUGAAGGAAUACUGGGAUGAUCCAGAAAAGACCGCGGAGGUGAUGAUUCCAGAUGAGUCUGGAAAGUUGUGGAUGCAUACUGGAGAUGAAGCUUCCAUGUCCUCGGAUGGAUAUAUCACUAUCACCGGACGGAUCAAAGAUCUGAUUAUUCGCGGUGGCGAGAAUAUACACCCCCUAGAGAUCGAGAAUUGCUUGCUAGCCAACGAUAGCGUUGCAGAUGUGUCUGUCGUUGGCGUCCCCGACGCGAGAUAUGGCGAGGCAGUGGCUGCUUUCGUUAUUCCUCGGGACCACGGCUCAAAAACAGUCACUGCUGAGGAUAUUCAGCAAUGGGUGCGUGAGAAGCUUAGCAACCAUCUUAUUCCGAAGCAUGUUUUCUUUUUGGGCCCUUUGGAGCCUUUCCCGAAGACGGCAAGUGGAAAAAUCCAAAAGUUCAAGCUCAGGGAGAAGGCCAUUGCACUUUUGACCAAGAGCGCUCCAUAA
Messenger RNA from Penicillium psychrosexuale, 3033 nucleotides. RefSeq lists its product as uncharacterized. Gene Ontology annotation, molecular function: medium-chain fatty acid-CoA ligase activity; protein binding. NCBI's taxonomy places the organism in Eukaryota, Fungi, Ascomycota, Eurotiomycetes, Eurotiales, Aspergillaceae. The record is from RefSeq and is a predicted model, not a curated record. Gene Ontology annotation, biological process: fatty acid metabolic process. The transcript has 9 exons. The coding region runs from base 1 to 3033 and encodes 1010 amino acids.